UACGUUCGCGUUUCAUUCAUUAGUCAACUUUCAAUCAGCACGUACGCGUCGUGUUACGUCGUCGCCGUUGUGUGUUCGGUGGUCCGGACAAUUUUCACCAUUUUCCCUGCAAUGGAGUGUAGUUCCGUUGCCCAUUAGUGGUCAAACUUCGUGCUCAUCAACGUCGGUUAGCGUUUUUAUUGUGAAACAGUGAAAAAAAUGAAGUGAAAAGCGUGUUUCAUCGAGCAAAAAAAAAAAUAAAGUGCUGGCGAUUGGGAAAAUCGUACAGUCUGUGUGCCAGCCAAGUAGCAAUCCAAUGAAAGGGCAGCGAAUGCAAAGGGCUGCUGAGUUUUUUCCUUGCAUGAAAAAUUGUGAUUGAACUGUGGAAGGUUUUUCACCGUUCCGCAGUAGACCAGCAUUCGUAAAAAAGAUGGUGCCGGGGACAAAGUGCUGAAAAGAGUAAAAAGUUUGUGGCAAAACCUGGGUAUAGUAGAUUGUGUGUGGUCACGGAAAAGGAGGCCGUACGUGCUAGGUGAGCGAGAUUGUGAAAAUAUCGGAUGAAAAAGUUGUUCAGUGGCCAAGCGCGUUUGUGUGAGUGAAUUGCAACGGUGUGUGUGUCUGCUUUUUUAUGUCGAAUUAUCGUCGGAGGAGCCGUCGAGCCGUGCGUGUGUGUGUUUCUGUUCAGUGCCGUCGUAGCGAGUUUGCGUUCGAUGUGUGAUGGCCAAUGUUUCCACAAAGAGAAAUAAUUAUAAAAUAUAUUAAUAAUAACAUCAGCCGAAGCCAUCGACGACAGAUAAUAAGAGAAACAAGCAGAAAAGUGAAAUAAGAGCAGCAGUUGAGGCAAAAACAGCAACAGCGAAGACACUCGCCGAUAUUCGGUUUGGCAGCCGCGGAAUUAUCCAUGUGUUUAAAAACAGUUCAAAUUGUGUGUAAAGUUACCUUGAACCAAUCAUGAAAGAACAAACUUACGAUCGAAGAAAUACUGCAACUUAUUGGUCCGAAUUGAUUCAACUUACAAUUGGCCGUGCCACGGUGCACCGUUGUGUUUCUCCUCUGGUCAGUACAUCAUCCGGCGUUAGUUUCGUUAGUAGUGCGACCGAAAUUUUCAAUUCCCCGUAGACCAACCCCUCAAACACGCCUCACUGCGAGUAGAAACUUUUCCAGGCGGGGCCGCAAAUGAAAAAGUCGCAUUUUCGCUCGAACUACGACUUUUCCGGUCGGCCAACCGUAGUGACUCCGUCGUCGUCGUCGUUGUUGUACUCGCCGUCACCGUCCGAGUCCUUGAGGUAUCAGCAACAGCUAGCACCAGAGCAAGCUGCUUUCCUGAUUGCGACCAAAGACGUUCAGUCUCUUUAUCAUCAGUAUCAGCAGCAGCCACCGCAGCAACAGCAGACAGAGCAAUUUGUUCUCAUUCGUGAAGGAUACUCAUAUUCACGGAGGCGCAACGCACGAUACGAGGGUGUUGCUGAGUCAUUCGAUUCGCAGCGAAAUCCGGCGGUAGAGGACGAACGCAGACCGUCGGCUAGUAGUCAACUGCUCCAGCAGCAACAGCCGCGACUGGUUGACUUCGAAGAGCUUCAGUACGCCAUCGGAGACCAAGGCGCCAUCUUGCGAAACCAACAGCCGCCAUCAUCGACUCGUGGCUAUGACGAUCCGGCCGUUUCCGGUGUAGAGGAAGCUCGCUCCGAAAACAGUUCAUCCCGGCCGCCGGCUGGCGUCGCCUUUUGUCGUCCGAUUUUUGUAGGCGAUUCCGGUGUAGAUCAGGUGCCCCCUCAGCCAGCAGUCGUCGGUUCGAGUGCGGUUGUAAUCGACGGUGGCCACCAUCAGCACCCGCAGCAGUCGGUCAUCUACGAAAGUUCAUCAUCGCGCAACGAUGGUGGAUUGAAUUCUCAUCAUCAGAAUCAGUACAAUCAGCAGCAGCAGCAUUCGAAUAAUCAUCAACGCCACCGCCAGUCCAACGCAGUGGACUCUUUGGCCGGUUCUGACUAUCGGAGCGGGAUUGAGACCGGCCACAUAAAGCAUCCAUCGGUGUCGAAGGCAGUUGCAGCAGUCGGAGUAGCAACCAAACGCAAGAGAGAUACAGCCGAGUGCGACUGUGGUUGUGUCGAAAGUGCUACCGUCGUUGUAACCACCACCAGUAGCGCUAUCAUCAGUAACAACGCCGGCGGGAGUAUCAACACGUGCAACAACAAUAGCAACCGAAAGGAUAACGGUAGCGGCGGCAGCGGUACCGUAGUUGCGGCCACCUCGGGGGCUAUGGGUGCCCCAUCAAACGGCACCAAGACGGCACAUUCGAAGGUUGCAACUGGGGGAGGUCAUGCCAACACGCAGACCUCCAGCAAACGGUCGAGCAGUGGAGCCGAUGGCGACUACCAGCUGGUACAGCACGAGGUGCUGUAUUCGCUGUCCGCACAGUAUGAGGUGUUGGAGUUUCUCGGCCGAGGCACAUUCGGUCAGGUGGUUAAAUGCUGGAAGAAGGGCACCAGCGACAUCGUCGCCAUCAAAAUCCUCAAGAAUCAUCCGUCGUACGCGCGCCAGGGCCAGAUCGAGGUAUCGAUUCUGUCCCGGUUGAGCCAGGAGAAUGCGGACGAGUUCAACUUCGUGCGGGCGCUCGAGUGCUUCCAGCACAAGAAUCACACCUGUUUGGUGUUCGAGAUGCUGGAGCAGAACCUGUACGAUUUUCUCAAGCAAAACAAAUUCUCGCCGCUGCCACUCAAGUACAUCCGGCCGAUUCUGCAACAGGUUUUAACAGCUUUACUAAAACUGAAACAGCUCGGUUUGAUUCAUGCGGAUCUGAAGCCUGAAAAUAUCAUGUUGGUCGAUCCAGUUAGGCAACCCUACAGAGUGAAGGUGAUCGAUUUCGGUUCGGCAUCGCAUGUAAGCAAAACGGUGUGCAAUACGUACCUGCAGUCUCGCUAUUACCGAGCGCCGGAGAUCAUCCUCGGUCUGCCGUUCUGUGAGGCCAUCGAUAUGUGGUCGUUGGGCUGUGUCGUAGCGGAGCUGUUUCUCGGGUGGCCCCUGUACCCGGGCUCCUCUGAGUAUGAUCAAAUCAGGUACAUAUCGCAGACGCAGGGUCUCCCAACAGAGCAUAUGUUGAACAGUGCCAGCAAAACGGCAAAAUUUUUCUACCGGGAUGUGGACUCUACUUAUCCCUUUUGGCGGCUCAAAACACCAGAAGAACAUGAAGCGGAAACCAACAACAAAAGCAAGGAGGCUCGAAAGUACAUUUUCAACUGUCUGGAUGACAUCGGUCAGGUAAACGUUCCGACCGAUAUCGAAGGGGGUCAACUGCUGGCGGAGAAGACUGAUCGGCGGGAGUUCAUUGAUUUGCUAAAACGAAUGCUAACGAUCGACCAGGAAAGGCGAAUAACGCCGGGUGAAGCACUGAAUCAUCCGUUCACCACAUUGGCUCAUCUGGUCGACUAUGCCCACUGCAACAAUGUCAAAGCGUCCGUCCAGAUGAUGGAGGUGUGCCGCAGGACGGACUCGAUGAUUCACACGUACAAUCUAAGUGUUCAACCAACGACAGCUACCUUGGUGACUAACUUCGUCCCGAAUGCUACGGAGAACAUGACCAUCACAUUUAAUAACCAAGUGCAACGAAUUGUCCGAGAACGGGGUCCCACGUACGACAACCAUCUGUACCAGAUCUAUCGUGGACGAAAUGUAGGCAGUCAAUAUAGUAACGGUCGGCCGGAUGCAUUUCAGCAUCAGCUGGUGUCGAGUAUUCUUUGUCCACCCGGCUACCAGACGAUGCCGAGUCCGACGAAACACGUUGUCGUUGGUGGAACGUCGAUGCAGCCACCCCUUCAGGUUCCACCGCAGCAAUAUGUCAACGUUCCUGUUCCGGUGUCGAUGGUUGAACCGUCCAGCGGCCAGCGGAUGCUGUUAACCAAUGCGGUCCAACCGAACGUUGCCUGGCCCCAGAGCGGACGCCAGGUGGCGAUUGUGCCAUCGUGGUCACAGCAAACCGGGCCGCACUCGUUGAUCGUCGAUUCGGCACCGUUUCUCAAUGUGGAGGAAAUCUAUCCAAAACCGCAUUUGAACAUCCAGACCAGACACGAACCGAAGAAGGAAUCGCCGGUGCAUCAUUUGGUUGUUUCCCGCCACGACAAAAAGGAAAAUAACCAGCUUUCGCCGGUAAAGAAGCGCGUCAAGGAGAAUACUCCGCCGCACCAGCAGAGGUACAAUAAUCGUACUCACAUGUGCCAGCAGUAUCACGAUGUGGGUGGCCCAUCGUCUUCGUCGUCGUCGUUUUAUCAUGGUGGCAAUAGCAGCAGCAGCAGUAGCAAUCAGUUGCAACUACAGCAGCAGCAACAACAGCAGCAGCAGACUCAGCAGCCAUCAUCACACCACCAUCCACAUCAAUCGCAUCAGCAGCAGUCUCAACAGCAGCCGCCGCCGCCGAUGCAGCAGGCUAGCAGCGGAAGCAGUGGCGGUCAUCAUCACCACCAUCACUACCAAUCAAUGGAACCCAGUCAAAGUAGCAGCAGUGGUGGUCUAGGAUCAAGCAAUGUACAAAUUCACCAUUCGUCAUCGUCUUCAUCCUAUGGAGGUGCUGGCAAUGGCAGCAGUAUGAUGAUGGGUGGUAGCGGAAGCAUUUACCAUGGCUCUAGUGGUGGCCACCAUCACGGUGGAAGUAGCAGCAGCGGCCACAUACACCAUAGUCACAGCCACAGUGGCGGAUUAAACAGUAAACAGCAAACGAUUACUAUCCACGACACGCCAUCUCCAACGGCAGUCAUUACGAUCUCCGAUAGUGAGGAUGAAACUCCUGAAGUCAAACAGCAGCAACAGUUGUCCAACAGUUCCAAGCAGCAUCAGUCGACUAGUAUGUGCGGUGGUGGACCAGGAACCAGCAGUGGUAAUGGUGGUCAACAUCUUAGAGGACAUCCAUCUUCUCUCAGUGGCGGAGGUGGCAGUUCCUCCUCUUCUUCGAAUCAAUGUCGAACAAGCAUGGGAAUGAGUGGCAACAUAGGAGGAGGAAGUAGCAUGAACUGUGGCAUUAAACCUUCUUCGUCCUCAUCGAACAUCCAUCACUCAGCAUCGUCAUCGUCGCUAGUAUCGCUGAGCCAGCAGCCACCACCUCCAAGUGGUAGUUCACAUCACCAUUCGUCACAAUAUCACAUGCAGCAUGCACCACAACCACAUUUACAUCCUCAUCAACUGCAGCAACAACAGCAGCCAGUACAGCAUCACACUAGUGUGAUCAGCAGUGGAAGUCAAGCUGGUGGCAAUAGCAUAUGUGGUGGAGGAAGCAGCAGCGGCAGCAAUACCGGAACCUUGUCCGGCAGGCAAAGAAAGAGCACCGCUGUGGCUUCCACUUCGACAGCCUGUGUUACCGUGGGCGAUAGUGAUGGAGAGAAUGAUCGGCGCAUUACACCCAAGCAUCAAGCUAUUAAAUACGAACAACAUGUGGGUCAAUCGCAGAAGAAGAGAUUGUUAGCGAUGGCACAGAACGAAUGCCUUCUAUCGUCAACGAACCAGUUGCAUGUUCCGAAACAGGAACCAACCGAGUUUGUUGCAUACGAAUAUCCUCAGGUGGACAAGCGUUCUUCGUGGGCUCCACCAGGUUCAUCGUCGCAAUACGGUGGCAAUGGCAGCAGUCACAAGCGGGAACCUUCGAAUUAUAUGCCGUCGGCAUCGUCGUCAUCAUCGCUUAACCAAAGUGGCAAUGGCGGAGGUGGUAGCAGCAUGAUGUGUGGUGGUGGUGGCAACAGUAUGGGUGGAUCGACCAUCGUGGCUGCCCCUCCGCAUGCACACGCAAAGAACACCCCAACGGGUAGUGGAUCCUCCUGGGGCGCACCGGUCUACAGACAGCACCAGCAGAGCUCGAACACUCCGUUAGGAAGUUCACCGGGGGCGAUUCUGCAGCAACAGGACAUCUACGUCCAGGGUGACAUCUAUCGGCGGUCGGCGGUUUUUGUAUCACCGGCACCCUACCAGACGUACAACCGUGUGGUGCCACCGCCGGCCCACAACGCUUCCAGCCGACAGGUUCUUCCUGCGCAUCCCCUUCCGGCGCACAUUCAGUUUCCGACACAAUACAGUCAGUUCGGUCCACUCAGCCCUGCUCAGAUUGCCAGUAAACAUUAUGCUUGGUUCGGGGAGUAAACCCCGCUUGUCGAUGCUUGUCUUCUAAUACCCCGUGUGAAUAUUUGGGAGCCAACAGGAGACGCUGUAACGAAAUAUGUGAAAUCAAGAUUGGUUGAAUCAGAAAGAGCAGUUAAAAUUUUUUACCCUCACUAGGAGUAGUUCUUUAUUUUUUUGCUUUCUCUAGUAUUUUUGUGAGUAACUUUUCUGCAAAACGAUAUAUUUUUAGACACUUUAUGCAUUGUAAAGCGCUGUCAUAAUUGCUGCGACUUAUCAGGUCAUAUUAGUACAUUAUAUACAUGUUUCCUUUGUCGUUUCGUUUGUUUUUUUCUCACUGGAGAAUAAUAAUACACUCAUAUUAGAUACUAGUGGCGUUCUUUAGAGCUGCAAAAAACGACAGCAACAGACACAAUAACUAUUAAUUUAGGGCUUUAUUUGUUCGUUUCACAAGUUUACUAUUGCUACCUUAUUACACUAAACUAAAAGAAAGCAGAACCAUAGGUCGUAGGGAUGAAAUUCAUCAUUUUUAAUCACCUUUUCCUCCUCUUGUAAAUUAGUUAGAGGUAUACAUUACUUACAUACGCAGGAAAAAAAAUCUAUGCAUUGAUAUACAUGAUUAACUACUACUACAAAUGCGGUAAAACAAAAUCCUAGAACGAUAGGAACACAACGUCUAGUGUCUAAUAGUAUUUAGGAGCCGCCAAUCCCCUCCCGAUUUCUUUCUUUGAAAUUAGCCCUAACAGCUGUACAAAAAAGUGUAUGUGAAAUUCGAUGAGGAGGGGAAGCGAGCUAAAUGUGAUUUCUAUCUAAUACUUAGAUGUAGAAUGGAAUUGUUUGAAUUAAUCGCUCGUUCAUGCCACUGACAUAUUGCAAAGUUUGGCAUCAUAACAAACGAUAACAACAGCUACAAACAAGAAGCAUAAAUCGGUUAAUCAGAGAAGUGUGCGAAACGAAAAAAAGAGCAUGAUUUUUUUUGGGUCGACUACAAUUUAAUAAUAGAUCUCACCGUUCACUCUUUUCACAAUGUCGCUGAUUGGAAGUCUGCUGUAGACUAUGUCCUGCCAAUAGAAAGCUAGCACGGCAUUAGAAGGGUGCCGUUCACCGCUUCCGGGAAAUGCGCUAGCGAAGAAAAGCUAAACACAGGACACUUUGCCAGGUUCUCAGUUUUCUUUUUUUUGUUUUGUAAAUAUAGGAUAGUCUCAUAAGGAGAAGAAAAAGAAGGAAAGCGGAAGAAAAUACUGAAACAAUAAUAUAUUUUUGUGCAUAUUUUAUAUUUAUAUAUUAGUAGUCAGCAAAAAAAUCAAAUAGUAAUAUGUAAUAAAGAUAGUUCGAUCGUUCUUGGAAGUCUAGUAGAGGCACAGUGGAAUACAAUCGUAUUUGGACUGAUGACGAACGUGAUUGCGGUGUAGCCGGUGGGACAAAUGAUUAGUUCGAUAAACUGGCUAAUGCUCACCACUUAGUGGAUGUACUCUUCAGAGUAGGUCUACAAUAGUAAAAAGAAUGGAAACAAAACAUAUUCUCAAAAUCAAAUCCAGAGCCAAUUAGAAAACGAUUCCACGGUAAUUUUCCACUAAUUAAUAAAUUCUUCUUUCAUUCAGAGGUGAAAACAUCUCAAAUUUGACAGUUACAUAAGUUUUUUUAAAACUUAUUUUGUGCAACUUCAAAACAACAUACCUCUUCAGCUGUUUCACGUCUAAUAAUAUUCAGAGAUGGUUAGCCAGACUAUUAUCGAUAUUUGCUGUUUGAUAAUGUCCCAUUACGACUGCGGGUGGAAUUAACCCUCAAAGAAAAUACGAUCGUCAGUUCAAAAUUUUGAACGGAAAAUUAAAAAUAAAAACAGAAGCGAAAAGCGAAUAUACAAAUUGCCUUAUACAGAUAUAACAAAUUAUCGUAUUAAUUAACUAUUAAUUAUAUUCAGAUAAAAAUUAAACAUACAUAUUCAGACAAAAAAAAAAACAAACAAACAAACAGUGCAUGUAGCAAACAACAUGAGUGUAUGUAAAAUAAUCGAAGUGAACCACAAACAAUAAGCUGUGCAGUGUUACGUAGAUAGCCAGCUUUCUAGAUAGAACUGUUUAGCUUUCCUUCUGUAAUUAUUAUAUGAUUGUAAAAAAAAACAACACAAAGUAAUAUGGAACAUAAUUGGCAUUUUCUGAUUCGUAUGCGUGUUUGAACGAAAGCAAAAUUACUCUCACUAUAAAGUUUUCAUUGUGAUUUAUUGAGUUGAACCAAUUGUGUAUAAAUAUUUUAGGUUAAUGAAGACUAUAAUUUUGCAAUUCUUAUUUCGGGUGGCGAAUGUUCACACUAGCUUAUAUACGCAAUUAAUUUUACUGCUUUUUUUGUCUUAUCUCAGCUUAUUAGUUGCAAGUUGAUUUGUUUUUAAUGAAAUAAUAAUGACCACUGUUGCGUACACACUCCAGAGGAUUAUAAUCACUGCAAAGUAUAAGCAACAUUAAUACAUGCAAGAAAAAAUACACACAUACACACACUCACAAACACACACUUUACUAAAUAAUUCAAUCAAUUUAGAGAGACUGGAAAUUUCUAUAUAUACAUAUAUAUUAAUAUCGAUUAGGUUUUAUGUGAACAACUAUUUUGUACGGCAAAUACCGGUAUAACGACAAACAAAUGCUAUUAAUUACUCUUACCUACUAUUAUUAUAAUUAUUAUCAUUAUAAUCAAAGUAAUCGGUUGGUCAACAUUUCUAUUAACACUAAUGCGAGCCGCGCUCACUUUUUUAACUAAACAUACAGAAUACACACAAAUACACAGAUGCGCGCGCGAGUAAACCGCGAGAGAUUAUACUAGCUAUGGUUGUUUCUGGUGUAGACUUAGCUAGUAAUUACUGUGAAAACAAGACAAACAAAUUAUGCAGUCAACGUAACAUUUUCGCUAAUCUUUUGAUUGACCCAGGCAAAUCGGGUUAGCCCUUCGCAAGUCAGUAACUUUUAACGCGUGGUAACGUUUAGUUUAGUACAUAUAUCCGAGUAGUAGGGGGUUUCUAAUUUUCAUUUAUUUUUACUAUAGCCAUCAGCCAGCCGUUAAGAGUUAGACUGUCUAGCUAAGGUUUGCGAUGAUUAUGAAUCGGUGUUGUGAGUAGCGAGAUAGAUAGAUAGCUGAUAGAGACAGAGAGUGAAGCGCUCUUCUUGAAGAUAACACUUACGAAUAAUGAAAUAGCCACUGACUGAUGGGGUUUUAAAACGUAGAGUUGGGGGUAUUUUCUUUGAACAACAACUGGCUUUUUUUUCUGUUGGCGCUUCAGCUCCUGCGAAUGGUCCGUUUAGAAGGAUGAUAAUUUUUUUCUUUCUGCAGUGGAGAUUGUGUAGUUUGGUAGGAAUUAAUCCCCAUUUACUUUUCAAUCUUUGUCACAAGCGUCAGUAUCAGUUUAGAUUUGUUGUUUUAUUUCACUUGAUACAAUUUAUUAAUAUAUAUUAAUACAGUGUAAUUGGUCAAAUGUCAAACGUCACCUGCUGGAUGCGGGAAUAAUAUUACAGUAUGUGUUUAAGGACAGCCUUGUGUAUGUGUUAGUACUUUCUUUUUUGCUGGUUCAUUUUAUUAAUAACUAAUAAUGCCUUAUUCUGAGUAUAUGGAUUAUAUAUAUGCAAACAUUUUAUACGAAACAAAGGGAGGAAAAAAACUAGUUACAAAAAAUACAAAUGCUGAACAAAACAGUAAUGCAAUUAAACGUAGAAAAAUUAUCUUUUUGUUCGUAUACUUUAUUAUAUUCUGUUGGUUAUCACAAUCCUUGUUUCGAUUAUUUUCACACGUUCUAUGAUUGUGUUUGUGCUUGUGUACAGUUUUUUUGUUUUAAUCUAGAUUUCAUGACGUUCAUCUAUCAAUGGAGUACAGUUUUCCUAUUUUCUUAUCUUUGAACGUUUGGUAUUUUUUCAUUAUUCGUUGGAAUUUGAAAAUUAUUUUAGUGCAUUUUGAUUAGUAGUGUUCAGUUUUUGAAAUUGGGUAGAAGUUAUAAGGUUGAGAUGUUGGCAGCUGGUAGCUCCGCUUACUUGACAUCGAUAAAGUCAAUUAAAAACAGAGCUCAAAAAAGAGAUUUCAGCCCGAGCAUCAUUCGAGUUAUUGAAUGAAUGGAACCGAUUUUUUUGUACGACAUCAGCCUAAUUAGGUUUUUUUGUUCAAGCACAACUUCACAAAACUAGUUGCACCUAACUGAAUCGUACUGGGGCCGGUAAUGUUUCGUGCCGUUAUAUUUCGUAACUAAAUUAUCAACUUCUAUGCUAUUGUAUGCUGCUCUCCAUGAAAAACAGUCUCGUACGGGAAUUCUCCCUAGUUAGCUUACAACCGAAGCUUUCAUUGGCGUAGAAGAGCAAUUUUUCAUACACUCUUUAGACAAACAAGUAAUGCCUUCCCCCGUUGAUUGUUUCUUUCUAUCCGAUAAGGUUAACUAAUAAAUUCUUAUCCUCCCAACACCUCGGGAAUUGUUUCAGCUGCAGCUGCAUUAAGAAAAUAAGGGUUUCCAGAACUAAAUCGCAAUAUUUGUUAGCUUUGCUCAAUGUUCGACCCUCCGGGAGGAUCAGCGUUUUGUGCAAAUUGAACAACUAUGAACUUUCAGCUUGAAUCGUCCACCACAGCGUGGUAUUUACCAACAAAAGAUUCUGCAAACGUUUUCGAUAUGAAAAACAGAUUACGGAAUAGCUCGAUAACUAUGUUGGUGGUUUUACAGCUUGUUUGCAGGCUUGUCGUUUGUCCUCAAAGAAUUACUAGCGUUUAGGAGAACAUCUUUCACUGCGGAAACAACUACUCUUAUACUGGUGAGCAAAUCGACGCAAGUGCUAGAAGAGUGCCGUUUGUAUCUGGGGUGCUUGCAAGAAAACACCGUGGUUAAACCUUAAAUAUCUCUCUUAAACGAUAAUAAAUUGAGGUGAGUUUUCCCACAAGAAAGGGCAUGCACAAUAACUACAUUUUCGAGCUCGUUGCAGUGCUUUACCAGUGCGUCUCUUGAGCAUAUAUCAAAUUAGGGGAGCAUCUGGGUAGGAAAGUAGAUUGCGUUUAUUUUAGAGAUACUGAAAAAAAUCCAGGCGCCACUCCGCAUCAUAUUCUUCUACGAGAAAACCGUCUACCGUGCGUACUGCGGUGUGUUUCUGUGUUUUCUCACUAGAGUGAUUGACCACUAUUCUUUCGCUCGACUGUGAUGUAAGCAGCAAGUGAGUUAUUUUUCUGCGAGCAGCAGAAGCACAGCACAAAGUAGAAGAAAGAGGUGUGAUGCAAAAAAUUGCUACAUACGGCGCUCAUGCUGGGCAAGAAGUGCGAGUUGAAUAUUAACUCCGUUUUACGCUGAGGAGAGCAGUGAUGGAAAUGAGACGAAUAUGACGCAAUCGUUGUUUUAUUUCGAGUUGCCCAACUCAUGAAUUGUAUAAAUUGCGAAUAAACCUGAAUCAUCUCAAUCCGUAAUAGAAUGCUAGCUUGGUGCAUUGGUUCUGGGUUAAAACAGAUACAUGAUUAGACUACAUCAGCGCUUAGAAGUGGAUCGCCCGUUGUGUUUUUCUCUCCAUACGUUCGUUGUUAAGAGAUGACAGGAUUGCAACAGGAGAAUACAAUGCUGGCUGAGUAGCAGCAGAGGUGUGGCGCGGUGAGAGUGAGAGUGUGGUGGAAAGGACUAUUUCGGCUGUCAUUCACUUCCUUUCUCGACAAAAAAUUACGAUCAUUAGCCAAAUCAAUACGAAUAACAUUUGCAUUAAAAAAAGUUUUUUUUCUGCUUGUGAUGAAAAAACUGAGACAGAUAAUUGAGUUUGACAAAUUUCUCAUAGAGGGUAAUUAUAUGGAGGGCUCUAUGCCCUUGUGAGCGGCCUUCCAGAAGUUAAUCGAAAUAUUCGCCAUGGCGGACGAAAAUAUGCGUGUAGGCAUGUUUUUAGUUGUUUACUACGUUUUAUUUAUCAAUUCCUCCUCAGAUCUUACGUUUCAGGUUUGCCCAGAAAUUUCCGAUGGGACGCAGCUGGGGGACGUUGGCGGGUUCGCCGACUUGGGUACCACAUCUACAUUCAGCUGCUCCAUCUCCUCCAGAGAUCGCUUCGAGUAGUGGGCUGGCGCCAGAUAUCGCCAGAACACCGCGUCUUCGCCCUUAUGGUUUUUCUUGAUGAACGACGCAACUUCCGGCAGGCACGUCGUACUAUCGAUUUCCCCGUUCAGCGCCAGUCCGGAGCGAAAGAAGAGCGGUUUUAAAAUCCCCGUCUCGCUGAUUGUCAGCCACAGCAGCACCUUUUGGGGAACUUCCUUCGUGAGCAGGGUUGCAACACUUAAAUCUGUGUUCUCCCUUGAAAAAAUCUGAGCAUCUGUAUCUGGAACAAAAAUAUCUGUAAAAAAAUCUGUAUUGUUUAAACAUAAAGAAUUUUGUAUUUUUUAAGUUUUUAUGGUACAUAAACAAAAUUUUUAGCUUAAAACGUGUGAGGAGUUGAAAAUAUGUUCAAUUUGCUUAAUAUUUAAUGAAAUAAAAUUUGGAUUGUUUUCAAAAAUUAAUGUCAAUUUCGAAAAAUCUGUAAAUCUGUACUUUUCGACGAAAAUCUGUAUAUCUGUAUAUACAGAUUCUGUAUCGUUACUUCGGCCAAAAAUCUGUAACAUACAGAUUAAUCUGUACAUGUGGCAUCCCUGUUCGUGAGAGAUGUAAAACACGAAGCGCCCUGCCAGUCGUUGCCAUCCAGGGUGAGAUAGGUCUCGUCGUCCACCGCCACGUAGCGAUUCGCCGGAAAAAUCGACUUGACCAACUUAUUCUGCCGCUGCCGCUGCGUCACUGCCUGCAGCUCCGAAACCAGUGGAUGCGACUAACGCUUUCUGACAUGUAUGUCCUUUUUCUAUGUUUGGCCGGUUGUAGCCACUUAUCCCUCGAUCUUCCUUUGGAGCUUGUUGUCGCUCAGGGUCGUCGGCCGUCCGGAACAGGGUUUCUUUCGAUGCUCUGAUUGUUGUCCAAUAGUGCCAAGGUGUUGUAGAUGCCGGAACGGGCGUAUUCGGCGUCUACAAAGUGCCGCACGAUGUCCGUUUUCGACGUGGUGGGGUUGCGUUCUUCGAACGCGCGCAUUUCUUUUUUUAGUUCGCGCUCUAUGGUAAAACCUGUGUUGACUAGUGUUAUUUUUUGGUAUUACCACAAACAGAGAAAGUUUUUUUUUCAAAUUACAAUUAUUGUCGAUAGUUUAAGCUGCUUUCCUUUCUUUCGUUUUUUUAGAAUUUGUUCCACAAUUAAUCUUUUAAGUAUACAAAGACAAGAUGCGAUGUCGGUUGAUGCAUGUAACAACGUAUCAAAUAACAUAAAAAAACAUUGAUAAAAUAGUACCACUUCAAGUCAUCAACGUAGUUAAAUUAGUUACGAAACUCAAUAAAUUAAACACUUCAUUAACACCACUAGCAUAGCGUGGUGGGGGCGGCGGGGGCGGUCCGCCCCGGGUGUCACCCUCUAGGGGGUGAAACCCAUGCGGAAAAUUUUUCAUAUGUGUCACCUUCAAAAUGGUGAUAUUCGUGAGAUUAACUAUCAAUUAGGUGGAGGUCGUAGUGAAACGUUUGAAAAUUAUAUAAAUUUGCUUUUAAGAGUAUAAUCUCAACAAUUUUUUCAAAAAUGGGCAGAUUUAGUACAAUUGAAAACGAACGUGCUAGCCCUCACAAUUUUGGAUAACAAAAUGGUUUCACUGCAACCUGGAGGGGGUGACACCCAGAGAGAGAAAGGGGUGACACCAAACUUUUCCGCCCCGGGAGUCACUCGGUCACGCUACGCCACUGAUUAACACCUUAAUACCCUCCGUAGCGAGUGAUGGCAGUGAUCGACCUUAAACAUAACAUUAUUGCCAUGUUACAGAAUUUCGAUAGUUAGUUGUCAAAUGUUUUGUAACGCUGGUUGAUGAAGCAGUACCAAUUUUGUUAGGGUCUUCAGCUGGUGCCCUUUUUCUGCGCCGCAGUACCCCAUAGUGGCUACAGGUUAAUGCAAGAUCAAAAACUAUUAGCCACCGUAGUUUCAUUGCUAUCGAGGGUUCUUUUUCAAGCAACUUAACUUAGAUCUUUAUAUCAGUACGAAUAAGAUUUCAUAACAACAAACUAUCCAUUCACAUCUAAGCAAAAGUAAAAAAAUAAUAUUGCAAACAAGAAGGGACAAAUAUUUUUCGAUUGUAAAUAGGUAAAAUAAAAACAAAUUUUAUGGCUGUUUUACUGUUAAUAAAUAAAACAAAAAAAAAAACAAGCAACUAGAUUUUUCUGUGAAGAAAUUACAAUUAACACAAAACAUUACCAUGUGAUUAUAUUUAACGGAGUAAAAAGUACAUUGUUCAAAAAGGCACAAAUUAGUAAAUUUAUAUGAACAGAGUAGCAGAGCAUAAACGCUGUCUAAAUGUCUAAGAAAUCAAACCAAUGAAAUCCAAACCAAACCCACUCUCAUCUGAUCCGAGUUUAAACACUUUCCUCUAUACAUGGGAGAUGGGAAAACCGGAGGCUAUCAGCUUUUUAACCUUCAAAUUAUAAAUAUAGAGAAGAACAAAAAACAAACUAAUAUUAUGUGUCUAUACUGAAAUGAAAAACUUUCGAUACAAUCACCUACUGGAAUGCGUGCGAAGCAUGUAUAAGCGGUUUACUCGACACAAUACAGAUCUGAUUUUUUUUUCUAUAAAACAUUAGCUGUAAACUUUCUUAGAGUGGCUAGUUUGAAUACAUGAUUGAAAACAAAGAAGUAUAAUAAUACUAAAAGAAACAUCAUGAUAUUAUAAUAAUAUAUGCACACUUUAUAUGAAAACGUGUUUGUGAUAAUAAAGUUAGUAUAAACAAAACAAAAGAGAUACAAAAACCUAUGAAUAGAUAUUUGCGACAGAUGAAUAAACAAAAGUAAUAGAAAUAAUGUAAACAAGUAGUUUUGAGAUUGAGUCUCGUCGUUUCAGAUAUAAAUAAAAAUCAAGAUAGAGUUUAUAUACAAUAAAAACAACAUAAGUAAAGGGAAUAAAGGCUUUUAUAAUACAAAGAAUACUCUGUAGAAGUUUAGUAGUGGUUAGCGGAUUUUUGCAUUUCAAAUUUCAAAUAUAGUAUAAGCGAAAAAAAAACAGAAGAA
Messenger RNA from Wyeomyia smithii (pitcher-plant mosquito), 15097 nucleotides. It is a transcript of the gene Hipk, whose product is annotated as homeodomain-interacting protein kinase 2. Gene Ontology annotation, biological process: peptidyl-threonine phosphorylation; peptidyl-serine phosphorylation. The transcript has 13 exons. Bases 1156 to 6093 code for a protein of 1645 amino acids. Gene Ontology annotation, molecular function: protein tyrosine kinase activity; protein serine/threonine kinase activity; ATP binding. Gene Ontology annotation, cellular component: cytoplasm; nucleus. Lineage: Eukaryota; Metazoa; Arthropoda; Insecta; Diptera; Culicidae. The record is from RefSeq and is a predicted model, not a curated record.